AUGUAUUUGUGCCCGGGUGUGCCGGGCGCCUUCAAGCCGUCAAAGAAGCCGACGCAAUCCCUUCACAAUGAGGUCAGCGAGCUUCGCAGCGAGUUGAAGGCGCUUCGCUCGGAGAUCCGAGCCGUGCAUCAGCACGUGGCACCGGCGCUGGGCUUAGGUCAUAGCUUCGAUGGAGGAACUAGCGAGGGCAUGGCGGAUGGCAACUACACCAGGAACACCAGCUUCCUGUCGUCCUCUGCGCCGGUCAACCCCAGGAUGACCGAGUUUAGCGGCUCUGCCUUCACCCACGUGCCAGGCCUCCCCAGCCCUCUGACGGAGCCGGCCAACGAGAUUGUGGCGCACGUGUGGCCCCAGGUGGGCCAUUGGGCCUCGGAGUUUCUGCUGAAGGAGGUGGGCCCUGCGGUGAAGGAUGCGCUGCCGGCGCUGGGGGGGCACAUCGACCCGGACCGGACCCACCUGGGCCACGAGCCCCUCCAGUUCAAGAACAUCCGGAUCUUCGACCGGAAGGAGCGUACCUCGGAGGGUGGCUUCUGCGACAACAUCGUGUUCCGCUGCCGCAUGGAGUGGCAUGGGGACCUCUCGGUAGUCCUGAAGAUCGCGGGAGCUGCGGUGGGCAUCCAAGGACUGACGCUGAAGGGUCAGCUUUUGGUGGAGUUAGUGCACAUGCUCCCCUACCCGCCCAUGUUCAAAGGUGUCCGCCUCUUCUUCUUGGACCCGCCGGACCUGGACCUCAGCUUCUCGGGCGCGGGCAGCGACAUCCUCAACGUGGGCAUGAUCAACCGCCGCAUCAUCGACGUUUUCCAAAGCGAGCUGGCGAGUCGAGUGGUGGCCCCGAAGUUCAUGGGCUUCAAGAUGGUGAACACCGACAUCUUCGCCAUCACCAGCCCCCCACCCGAGGGCAUCCUGCGUGUCACAGUGUGGAGCGCCUCCGACCUGCCGGCCAUGGAUGUGAGCUUCUUCGGCCACGGGAAGUCGGAUCCCUACGUGAAGAUUCGCUGCGGUGCCCACGUCUUCAAGUCGCCCACGGUCUGGAAGACCUUAUCACCCAACUUCGACUUCAAAGUGUCGCUGCCUAUCUCUUCCUUGCAUGACCAAAAGAUCUGGGUGGAGCUAUAUGAUCAGGACCUCAUCACGAGGGAUGACUUCUUGGGGAAGGUCGCCCUGCCGGUGGACUUGCUUGCCAAUUGGGGCAAGCAGAAGAAGGUCACCGUCCAGCUCCGAAACGAGAAGGGCGAGAAGGGCAAGAACGGCAGCGUCUGCAUGAGCGCGGAGUGGCAGCCUUUGAGCUUCGAGGGGGACAUGGAGCACACUAGCGGCAUCGUCUCCGUUGGAGUCUACUCGGCCAUGAACGUGCCGAAUUUCGGGCAGUACGCCAGGUACUGGAUCAGCUGCAGCUGCACGGAGCUGAUGCCCUGUGCCAGCUCAGCGCCCCAGAACACGGAGCAGGUCUAUGCCGGCAAGAUCUUCGCCAAGGAGGAGGUGGAUGAUGCGGAUGAGCCGUUGAUCCACCGCCUCGGGGAGAAGAUCAAAACUUUGCGCAGUAAGGGGCUGAGCAACGCGGAGAUCGCCGAGGUGUUGGACCUGGAUCCCGACGCCACGGACUUUGAUGCGGAGGCGGGCUUCGACACGCUCUGCGGGGUGCACGUCGCACGCUGGCGCCGCUCCUUGCAGUUCCUGGCGCUCAAGGCGCACGCCUCGGCAGUGACCUUUCGCCUGAUGGCGCAGGGCGCAGGGCACCCCAAGCCGGUGGAACUGGGCAGCGUCACGCGCCAUUUGGCGGAUGUGAUCCCCAAGGAGCACAUGAUCCUCAUGGACACAGUGACGCUGCCGAACACCAAGAUCCAGCUGCGCCUGCGCAUUCAGCUGCGGGACCUCAAGCAGGGCUCCAUCGCGGGCAAGCCUGAAAGGCAAAGAACCUAUCGCACUGAUGCGCUCGGAGAUGGCUGCAGCGUGACAUCUCUUUGA
Messenger RNA from Effrenium voratum, 1965 nucleotides. The record is from the annotation of a GenBank genome assembly. Lineage: Eukaryota; Dinophyceae; Suessiales; Symbiodiniaceae.